UUGCAACAACGUUUCUGCUCUAUGGCUGUUCCGCUCUGGUGUGGUUCCAGCGCUGAGGCCAUUCCCCAGCAGCGAGGAACUAUGGAGCCAGGACCACGGACUGAAAUGGUCAGGCUCCUAGGGUUUACAGGAACGACCCUUCAUUAUUCUUGCUUCAGUCAUCCUUUCAUAGAUAAGAGCUUGAUUUCUGUACGGUGCAUCAAAACCCGUACCAGAUCUUCCUUGCUAGGUCUAUCAGCUUUCUUCGCUUGCUUCGUGACGCUGAACGGUGACCAGAACCCGCAACCAUGGCCGCCACUGCUACCUUACCCAAGUCCUCGUUCUUAGUAGGAGCUGGGUGCUCAACCUCGAGAUCACAGAAACUCUCCCAGUCGUCUGUUCAACUCAAGAAAGGCUCCGUUCCUCAUGGUUUGAAAGCUCAGUCAAGUGGUAGGAAGCAGCCAGGAGUACGAAUGGAGAGUGCGUCCGUAUUGGCUUACGAGAGUUCCAACGGCUCGCAACAAGUAGGGAGUUGGACUGAACCCUCUGCCGUGUCCCCAGCUGUGACUCAACAGAAGAUCGAGUCAUGGCUUCAGCGAUCCGCUGCUGAUAUUAUCCGCCAUCUCGACGAAGCUCCGUUUUUCCACCUGGUGUUCGACGGCGUUCGUGGCUACCGCUCUCCCGUGCGACAACGGCUACCGCAAGGCGUUGUGGAUCACGCUGACAGCUGGUCGACCGUGAAGCAAGCAGUUCAGAUGGACGAUCCUGAUGGCCUCAUCUUGGUUCACCGGUUAGAUGAGAGCGAUCUUGCCAAGAGAUACGGUCAGGAGAUGUCAGGAGAGCUAGAGGAGUCGGCAUCCCCGUCCAGUCCUUGCCAGACGAAUGUGUGGGGAUUGGUAGUAUUGGGAAGAGCCAGCCACCGGCAUGCUUGUUACAUACUGAAGACCACUCGUUGCUCCGCGGCGUCAUCGCUAUCUGCUACACGGUUCUCCAUUACAAGAGCCAAGUGCUUUGGCGCUUCCGUUCACAAGCAGCUGGAGCAGGCAUGGUUGAACAACUAGCCAGGUGCAAAUCGAAGUCAAACGGAUAUUGAACCUCUUCAUAAGUUGUUCUAAAGGGUUCUCACUUCUCUCAGCGGAAUGACGGUGAAAACCUUCAAUCGAAGUACCCUCUGACCUAGUCGUCACUUCUGUCAUUGCGGUGGCGUCGCACCGCCCACCGCUACUUCUGUCAGCAGGAGGCAAUGUGCCAUAAGCCACCAGCUCCGCGUGCGACCCGUCCGCAACCAGACCAGCCAAUGGGGCGAUCGCAAUCCGCGGUCCGCACCGGAAUUUCCCAUUUUCAAUCUAGAACAGACUGAGCAGGCAGCCCCCCAGUUAUCACUAGAGCAUAAAUCCAGCACCAGAAAUCAUUUCAGCAUCAUCAUCAACAGCCCACAGCUCAACUCGACGUCCAUCGAACACAGCUACCACUCGCGAUUCUGCUCUCGCCUGCCUAAGCUCACUUGCUCUCACCAAACCGUGACUGAUACGCAAUCACCGCAUCGCAUCCCGCUAGCCUGGCAGUCAUGGCUCGCAAUGCAGCUCCCGCUACUGUAACCCUUAUCGCUCUCCUCGUCACAGUGCUUUUCGUGCAAGGAACCGAAGCAAGGUUCCUUCCCAACGGUUUCGCCACCAACCGCCUUCCUACUACUAGCCUCAAGCCAGCCACAACAGCCGCGAAAGCAGCUGCAGCAAAGUCAGCAGCUGCAGCCGCCGCAGCUGCCGUAGCUACCGCAGCAGGCGCCAAAGCAGCCGCUGCAGCAAGCGCCAAGGCAGCGGCUGCAGUAAGCGCCACCGCCGCGUCCCUCAACUCGACCAUCUCCGAUCUGGUAUCGUCCCUCGAGCAGCUCGUCGCGAGCCUCAACAGCAGCACGUCCGCUACCGAGGCGGCCCUCCAGGCGCAGAUGUCCGCGUUAAACGCCAGCCUCACUGCUCUUUCCGAGAGCCUCGCCAACCUGAACUUCACGUUCACUAGGGCCGCAAACGCUUCCUCGUCCGGGAUUGCAGCAGCGCCGCUGCUGUCUGCACUGAACUCUCAGCUUUCGGCGCUUAACUCCAACUUGUCCGCUGUAGACUUGAAGACGAGCAUCGACUCCCUGAAAAAGGACCUGGCGGGCUUGGUCGUCGGGUCGGCGGGGGCUCAGCCUCUCGCGGCGGGGGUUUCUGCUGGGACAGUUUCGUCAAGCGCAACCAGUACCGUGCGUGCCGCGGCGUUGGCGAAGCAGGUGGAAGCUGUGGCGCAGCGAGUCGCGGGGAUCAACGCUAACGUCUCCGCGCUCGCUGGGAGGGUGAACGGCGUUACGGCGCUGCUGAACGCUGCUCUUAACGGAGCGCUCGGCGGCGCUUUGAAUGGUACCUCUCUCAACGGCGCUCUGAGCCUUCUGCCCCAGCAGGCAGGCAUGCUGCGCGGAGUGCUGACGUCGUGCAAUGGACUGCUGUCUCUCCAGGCCGGUGCUGCUGAUAUCCAGAUCCUCGAGACUGGCUCAGACUACCUGGUCACAUACUACCUCUACGCAGCAGGAGUGACUAAGGCCCCAGAAUCUCAGGCUAUUUUCAAGGGCAAUCCGUGCAACACUGCUGCCACGGUACCCCUAGCCCUCCCUGGCACGUGGCUGCCCAUGAGCCCUGUCUCCUGGUCGCUAGCCAAUGUUGUGAGGGCGUCAGCUGCUGAUGUGGCGGAUGUGCUGGCAUCGCUCCAAGGGAUCACCAAUGACAAUCUCUACAUGGGGUUCUUUGGGGCUGAUGGGGCGCUUUCAGGGAAGAUGAUUGGAGGGAGAUUUUGAACAAGUAGCUCAGGGGGAUGGAAGUGGUUGGAACAUGUUAGAUGCUUCAGACUGACGAUGAUGUAGGCUUGGAAUGAGGUGUUGCAUCUGUCAUGUUCCAAUCCAACCAGCUAGGUCGUGUGCAAACGUGUACAAGCAUGGUGGAUAAAGAUUGUGGUAAAUUGGCCCAACUUUUAAGCUAG
Molecule: messenger RNA, 2985 nt
Organism: Closterium sp. NIES-67
Lineage: Eukaryota; Viridiplantae; Streptophyta; Zygnematophyceae; Desmidiales; Closteriaceae
Source: the annotation of a GenBank genome assembly